CCCCAACAUCCAAACCAAGCCAAAGACCUUUACUACUACUCUCCUCUGAGACAGGGAACUCCAACAAAUCCACAAGCCAUAUAUUAUACUAUCCGCUACCUCUCCCCAGUCACCACGGAGAAAAAGCAAAACAACAUGUGCUUUGGCACCAGCAAACGUGAACGAGCCCGCCUCGAAAAACAACCGCAGACCCAAACGCAAAGCAAUAGUCAAUACUACUACAGACCGAACCCGUACUAUAAGCGGAGCAGCGGUCGCUCGCGAUGGAAUGGACAUAGUCAUGGAGGUGGAGAUGGAGGGGGGAGCGGUGGAGAUGGGGGAGGAGGUGGUGGUGGUGGUGGUUGUGAUGGAGGUGGAGGAGGUGGAGGAGGUGGAGGAUGUUAGGAUAAUGGUGAGGUGACUGUAUGCUGAUACUGGAAGAGAUGGUGGGUAUAGAGGGAAAUUGAUAUAAGAAUGCGUGGCAAUUUGAUUUUUGUAAUAGAUACACUCACAUAAACAAGCAUGAAGCACUUUUACCCCCUUUUCACCCCCUUAAUCGAAAGCUAGAUCGAAAGACAUCCUGGAACAUGGUACAUGUGUAGGAUGCACAGAGACAGGAGACUUAAAAUUCAUCGUGGAAACCCGACUCACGGCCCGCAGGAGCGGUAUCAUACACCUGCUCUCCGAAGAGACGAAGCUGCAAACCUAAACGCGGCUCUCCGUAGUGUGCAUUGACGUCAUUCUUCUUCAAAACCAUACGAUGUAAAGGGCUCCAUCCCUC
Messenger RNA from Aspergillus glaucus CBS 516.65, 760 nucleotides. RefSeq lists its product as uncharacterized. The record is from RefSeq and is a predicted model, not a curated record. Lineage: Eukaryota; Fungi; Ascomycota; Eurotiomycetes; Eurotiales; Aspergillaceae. The transcript has a single exon. Bases 136 to 384 code for a protein of 82 amino acids.